AUAUCAGCUGAUAAAGCCUUCGAAAGUUGGUCACAUCCAAUACGCGCAUCGGCUGGCCUCACUAAUCAAGUGUAAACAAAAUUUAAGUUAAUUUGUUUUCUAUUAGUCCAAAAAGGCCUCAAUUCUAAGUUGGUCAUGUCGAAGCUGAGCGACACCAAGAUCCCAAUCAAGGAGUUCCUGGAGGCAUACCGUCGCCAGCCGUGCCUCUACAACACGCUGCUAGACUCAUACAAGAAUCGUGUGUCCCGGGAGGAGGCCUACGGAGCGAUCAUCCGGUCCCUGAAGAUACCUCAACUGACCGUGGUGGACAUAAAGCUAAAGAUCAAGAGCGUGCGUACCGUGUACUCUAAGGAGCUGCGCAUCUGGAUGCGUGAGAAGGAGCUGGGCCGGUGCUACGAACCCAAGUUGUUUUGGUUUAAGUUGGCCGACUCCUUCCUACGCUCCGUUUCCCUCUCCCACUGCAAAAGACAGGGAAAAAACAAUCCCAGUGCUCAAUCAACGCCGCUCAAAUCGCAGACGAGCACGCUUCUUUGCACUGCCGCCGCAGAUAUUACUAUGAGCGAGGAUGCGCUAGAGGAAGAGGAUGCAGAGGUGAAUGGCGAGCCGGAGGAGUGUCCUUCGGAGCAAAGCAGACCAACAGCAAGCAUCUGCAAAGAUGAUUCCUCACUCUGCCUGGCGGAUCAAUCACAGGAGGAACACCAUCCUCAGAGGCUUAACAGCUCCCAGCAGCUUCCUCUCCCGCCGGUAAAACGAAAAUCAAAGUACACUACAAGUCUGGACUCGGCCGGAGAUGAUGAUCUUAUUAUAUUCGGCCAGAGCAUCGCCUCCCAGCUGCGAACCAUUCCGGAUUCAUAUUCUCGGUCCGUGGCUAAGCUGCGUAUCCAGCAGGUGCUGUUCGAGGCGGAAACCGGGCAGUUUCAGGGCACCGAGGUCAAUAGCACGCAACUCCAGCAUACCUAUUAAACCAUAAGUCCAAAUUUAAACACUGUACUCAGUUUUGGCAAAAUCCCCAGAAAUAUGCCACCCUGGCCUAAUUUCCAGGGGAUAUUUAUCAACCCGUUUGCCAUUCAGUGUAUGUAGUCUGUAGCUAGUUCUAAGGAUUGACAGUUAAGUAUAAAAUGUAAAAAAAACUUUACGAAAAUAAAUUCAUUUAUUUAUUUAUAUAA
Drosophila simulans is the source of this 1166-nucleotide messenger RNA. RefSeq lists its product as uncharacterized. Lineage: Eukaryota; Metazoa; Arthropoda; Insecta; Diptera; Drosophilidae. The transcript has 2 exons. The record is from RefSeq and is a predicted model, not a curated record. The coding region runs from base 136 to 963 and encodes 275 amino acids.